Messenger RNA from Daldinia childiae, 762 nucleotides. RefSeq names its product Chromatin-associated protein swi6. Lineage: Eukaryota; Fungi; Ascomycota; Sordariomycetes; Xylariales; Hypoxylaceae. Bases 1 to 762 code for a protein of 253 amino acids. Gene Ontology annotation, biological process: negative regulation of transcription by RNA polymerase II; chromatin organization. Gene Ontology annotation, cellular component: nucleus; pericentric heterochromatin. Gene Ontology annotation, molecular function: chromatin binding. The record is from RefSeq and is a predicted model, not a curated record. The transcript has 6 exons.
AUGCCACCUGCUAUUAGCGACGACGAUGCCUCCGACGUUGGCGAAGUUACAGUCCCUCUACUUACGACGCGCGGAAAGAAGGCUCGGGCUAGCCUAGAGGAUGACGAUGACGAGAUGCGUGAUGUCGAGAAAAACAAAGUCGUAAAAGACGAAGCCGCGAAUGGCGAUGGUGACGAUGAGCAAGGAGAAGACGACGAAAACUUGGACGAGGAUGAGUAUAUUGUCGAGAAGAUCCUCGCUCAUGUCGUUGAACCCGAUGGCGCAUUAAAAUUUAAGGUCAAAUGGGAAGGUUGGGAGAAAAAGUCGGAUCAGACCUGGGAAAACUACGAGAGCCUUAGUGAGAACGCUUCCGACAUCGUCGAAGAAUACCUUAGUCGCUUCGGCGGACUAGACAAGAUUUUAGAUGAAGGGAAAUCGGCACUAAAGACGAAAAAGCGCGGUCGACCUGCGUCGGGUACCCCGACUAAUGGCACGAAACGGCGACGCAACGAAAGCCACCCUGCUUCAGAAACCCCUCCAGCUAGCAACCGAGCCUGGAAGCCUCCGGUAGGUUCCUGGGAAGAUGAGGUCGAGUCUAUUGAUGCUUGCCAUGAUGAAGUUAGGGGCAAGUUAGUCGUAUACCUUACCUGGAAGAACGGAAACAAAACCCAACAUGAUACCAAGGUCGUUUACAAACGAUGCCCGCAAAAGAUGCUUCAAUUCUACGAACAACACGUCAAGAUUGUUAUGGCAUCGUCAGAUGGCGCCAUCAAAGAAGAAUAA